GGCGAACUCAUAUUGGUUGUGAAAUUUGCAAGCUAUUUAAGUUCCCCCACAGAUGAGGAAAUAACAGAAAUCGGAAACCAGACGCUUAACUGAUAGAAUCAACAGGAUGCUGUCUUUCCUGUUUUUCGCUGCGGCUUGGGUUGCCUGCCUGGCAAAAUCCAAUCAGUACUACUCAUACUCUCCAGCCCUUGGAUCAGGUAGUGGAACUCCCUUCUCGUCCAAAGAAGAAGGAAGUAUCACAGGCGUGAAAGUCUGGGAGAACCCUAAUAGUUACAUUACUGGUAUCCAGUUGCGUCAUGGAACCAAAUGGGGCCAUCUUAACGGUCGAGUCACCACCAGUGAAGAGAGAUUGGACCUAUUUGUAGGAGAAGCCAUCAUUCAGGUGUCUGGUAAAUACCACCCAUCCAACUACAUCUAUCAGUUGAUUUUUGUGACCAACAAAGGUCGUGCUCUCAUUGCAGGCCAGCCAUUACAGAACUCCUUUAACUUUUACCCCAAGCAUGCAGAGGCGGAGCUUCUGAUGCUGAGUGGGCGGUUCAAUAGCGCUGGGAUCACAUCACUGGGAGCCCAUUGGGGGAGACUCUAUGGGGUGGACCCAACGGCAGACGACGCCAUGGAAUGACUACUCGUCAACCAAACGCUUAAAAGUGCAUUGGACUUUUGAGUUUCUAUGAUUUCCUAUUUAGCAAUAGAACCCAAUAAGCAAAAUCACAUUUUUUUUACUGUAAAGUGAUUGGAAUGAACACAGGAAUGAGUUGUGAGGUGGGUUGGUUGUAAUCAAACCACUUCAUUAAUGUUUGUAGUAAUGUUUAAUGCUUCAUUCUCAUAGUGCAAAUUUAAUCCUAACUAAUACUUAAUGUACCUAUACACUAGUCUCUAAAUUGUAUGCAAGGCUUAUCGAACUUAUAUAACCAUAUGCCUAUCUCAAUUUAUUUGAUAAGCAAAAAAAAAUUAGGGUUAGAAAAAAAAAGUGGUCCAAAGUUUGAUCAAAUUUUGGACCACUUAAAACCCCUUUCAUUUUCUUUUACUUAUCAAAUAAAUUGAAAUUUUAUUUUCUUCAAGAAAUUCUAACGGCCACACCAUCCACCACAACCUUGCUCCCAGAACAUAUUGUACGCCUCCGAUUGAAACCGUCCCUCGCCAAAUUGUACCUUUCCCUUCAGGGGUCAAUCCUCGAUACAUGUGAGCUCUGCCUUGAGACUUUUCUUUCAAAUUAUGGCUUGAAUAGGGGUCUGUUUGCCACGGCUUUCAAUUAAAACUGUAUGUCUUCACUACAUAAACCCUUUUAUAUUUCUUGCAUUUGACAUUAAGGCUAUUUGAAAAAUUAUCUGUUAAUGAUUGUCCUUAAAAAAUUAGGACACAUGAAUUCUUCCUUUGCAAAUCACUAUGAAGGGCCCACGUUUGAUCGGUGGUUUGUAAUAAACUUUCCUUGCAUUUCUAAA
Molecule: messenger RNA, 1442 nt
Organism: Gadus macrocephalus (Pacific cod)
Lineage: Eukaryota; Metazoa; Chordata; Actinopteri; Gadiformes; Gadidae
Product: zymogen granule membrane protein 16-like
Exons: 6
Coding region: 107-622 (171 amino acids)
Source: RefSeq, a predicted model, not a curated record